This is a messenger RNA of Triticum aestivum (bread wheat), 1387 nucleotides long. Its product is annotated as PTI1-like tyrosine-protein kinase At3g15890. Gene Ontology annotation, biological process: protein phosphorylation. Gene Ontology annotation, molecular function: protein kinase activity; ATP binding. The coding region runs from base 221 to 1387 and encodes 388 amino acids. The transcript has 3 exons. Lineage: Eukaryota; Viridiplantae; Streptophyta; Magnoliopsida; Poales; Poaceae. The record is from RefSeq and is a predicted model, not a curated record.
GAAGUCUCCAAGGAGAUAGGCAAACACGAGGAGGACAAUCUUGUACCCGGAGAAACAAACAAGAAGCAAAGCUGCUGCCCUUGGAACAUCCCUAUCUCCAGCCUUGGUUUCUCACCACUGCAUCCACCCACCCCCCAGCUCGCCUCCAUCUUGCAGGGAUUCAGCGCUAGCUCUUCGAUCGACGCGCGGCUGUUCCUCACGUCGUCCAUCGUCUGAGGAAAUGAUCAACCGGUGCCUCUGCUGCGUCGCCCCCGGCGGCGACUCCGAGCCGGAGGCUGCCCCCAGCCGCCGCCGGAGGUACAUAUACACACCGAUGCACGCGCGUACGAACAAGAACAGGAGCGUGGAGUUCCCGUGGGAGAUGUACACCCUCAAGGAGCUCCUCCAGGCGACCAACAACUUCAACGAGAGCAAUAAGCUCGGCGAGGGCGGCUUCGGCACCGUCUACUGGGGCCGCACCUCCAAGGGCGUCGAGAUUGCGGUGAAGCGGCUGAAGGCGAUGACGGCCAAGGCGGAGAUGGAGUUCGCCAUUGAGGUGGAGAUCCUGGGCCGUGUCCGGCACAAGAACCUGCUCAGCCUCCGCGGCUUCUACGCCGGCGGCGACGAGCGGCUCAUCGUCUACGACUACAUGCCCAACCACAGCCUCCUCACUCACCUCCACCCGCACCGCGGCACCCCGGCCUCCCAGCAGCACCCGCCGCUCGACUGGCCACGCCGCCUCGCCAUCGCGCUCGGCGCCGCCCAGGGCCUCGCGUACCUGCACCACGAGGCCAGCCCGCACAUCAUCCACCGCGACAUCAAGGCCAGCAACGUGCUCCUGGACGCGGACCUCGUGCCCAAGGUGGCCGACUUCGGCUUCGCCAAGCUCAUCCCGGAGGGCGUCUCCCACCUCACCACGCGGGUCAAGGGCACGCUCGGGUACCUGGCGCCGGAGUACGCCAUGUGGGGGAAGGUCUCCGAGAGCUGCGACGUCUACAGCUUCGGCGUGCUGCUGCUGGAGCUCGUCAGCGCGCGCCGCCCGCUGGAGAAGCUGCCGGGCGGCGUCAAGCGCGAGAUCGUGCAGUGGGCGGGGCCGCUCGUGGAGCGCCGCAAGUGGGACCGCCUCGCCGACCCCAGGCUCACCGGGCGGUUCGACGCCGUGCAGCUCCGGGCAGUGGUCGAGACGGCCAUGCUGUGCUCGCAGAGCAGCGCGGAGGGCAGGCCGACCAUGGCCGAGGUCGUCGAGAUGCUCAGGUUCGGCGGCGAGCGGCGGAACAGGGAGAUCGUGCCGGUGGCGGACGCCGCCAGCCAGGACACCACCGUGACCAUGGACCGUGAGGACGACGUUACCGGCAGCAGCGAGCCGCUGGACAGGGGCCGCAGCUGGAAGCUGACGACGCUGAGGUGA